AAAAAAAAAAAAAAUAUUUCACAAGUUCUCACAAUUUGAACUCUGUGUGUUUUAAAUCAAAGUAUCUCGCCACUGUGAUAAGCCCAAAUAGCUAACGAGGUGAAAGGUGUGCAUUUUUCGUUUGACGUUACAAUUUUGUAUUACCCGGUACGUAAGACGGAAGAAAAAAAAGCUAUCCCCUUGGAGUAAUGCAAUUCAAUGAGUACUCGAUACGUCGAUUUCAAAAUGAUACCUUGAGUUCGGUUUUUCCGGUAUCUCAAAAUUUUUCAUAACUUUCAUCCAAAAGGAUAAAUUUUUCUUUUUUACACCAAAUCAUACGCCUACUUCAGUGUCCCGUUACACCUUUUUUUCUCGUCGCACCUCCUCAAGGUAAAUAAACCGGAUAUACGUAUGCACCCGCGUCUCGUCGCCUGUAAUCGUUUCUGUGAUUAAUGAUUAAUUGACGAUACUACGUCUACGAGAAGACUGGCUUCCGUACAGCAAUGGAUUCGCAGCAGCUCGUAGAAACGGCAUCGCAAAACAGUCAGGAUAUCAUCCUACCAAAACCGGCGAGCAGCACACCCAGACACAGCAUAGACGCCAUUCUUGGGCUUCCGAGUAAUAAAAGAAAUCAUCAAGAAAUGGAAGACGGCGCACGAGACGUCCAAGAGAAUACUGGUGAAAACAGCUGUAAUUCUACAGGCGGCGGAAGCGACGAGGAACUCGGUACCGGAUGUGGCUCCGAUGACAUGAACGGUGGUAGCGGCAAGAAGAAACAUCGUCGAAAUAGAACAACAUUUACAACGUACCAACUUCACGAGCUUGAGAGAGCCUUCGAGAAGUCACAUUAUCCGGAUGUUUACUCGCGCGAAGAAUUAGCCAUGAAGGUGAAUCUACCGGAAGUCCGUGUUCAAGUCUGGUUUCAAAACAGACGGGCGAAAUGGCGGAGACAGGAGAAAAUGGAGGCUGCCAGACUUGGCUUGAGCGAAUAUCAUCAUGCUGCUAGUAUGAGAAACGUAGGAGGACCCGCACUAGGUCUACCAGGCGAUCCUUGGCUGGCGCCACCAGGUCUUCUCAGUGCUCUUCCUGGCUUCCUGGCUGCACCCCAUACAGGAUACCCGAGUUAUUUGACGUCACCAAGACGAUUGCCGUCGCCACCAAACGUUACCACUGUCAGUAACGCCGUGCAAGCCGUCGGUUCCCUCAGUAGUGGAAUUGCCAGUAUACCCGGUAACGGACACGUUCAUCCGCCACCUAGUCCACCAGGACACGAUCCUCGUACCUCCAGUAUCCAAGCCUUAAGACUUCGAGCUAAGGAACAUGUCGAGAACAUCACCAAGGGUCUGCAGAUGGUCUGAAGUUGAUUGCUUCUAAGGAUAGAAUCCAAUUUCGAGAUUAUUCCUGGUUCAGGUUUGAACAUACUGUACACUGAAAAUCAGAGUCUGCGAUGUUCGAUAAUCCUAGAUAAAAGUAGACAGACGUGUAUUGGUUUUUGAAAAAAGAAAUUAUUGGAUUUCCAAAAAAUAAGAAAAACUGAAUAGGGACCCCCCACGAGAUUUGACUUCCAAAAUCCAAUUUCGAUGUUGACUUAUUUUCGUGUGGACAAAUCAGACUCCCAUAUUCAACCAAUUGGAUUCAAACUGGCGGCCAUGAAUAUUUGCCAAAGUGCAAUAAACAGAAGUAAAGAACCGCCGUGGAGACGCGAACGUCGAAUAAAAAGAGAAUCUAUUGUAAAUGAAAUUCCUAGUGUCUCGAGCAAAUCGGUAUGCGUAGUAAGGAAAUUGAAUUUGAAUAUUCUUGAAAAAUGCGGCACCCUCCAUUUUGAUAUUCGUAUAAAGCGACUAUGGGGAUUGUUAGCUUGAAAAAGUAGAGACAGUAAGAACAUUAUAAAAGGAUUACACGAUAGAAGCAAGAGGAUCGAUACUAAAGAAAACAGAUUUGGAAAUUAAAUAAAUAACAAAAGAAAUAAGUGUCUCGGACUAGAGGGACGUAUCCUUCAGGUUUAUAGUAGUCAAUAUAAGGAACAAUGUCAAAUAUGACCGAUACACGACAUUCUCAUUAGUUAACUUGGCUGACAAUGAAUGUCUGAGACAAUCACGUGUGGAUGUGUAAAUAUACCGUAAUAUAAUAUAGUAUAUCGUUCACUGAUCCAUUAAUUAUAUAACGUAGAGAUAUAACGUAUAAAUUUAUAUGUAGAAACUAAUGGAAUGACGGAAUUUAAAAGAUCAGUAGAUAUUAUAUUUCCUUUGUUCUACGAGGAACAGGGAAUACAAAAAUAAAAAUGAAACGUGUCUUCUGCGCGAGAAAUUUGAAAAUUUCACUGAUAAAUAAUAUCACCAAUCGUUAUUGUAAUUAUAUUAUAUAUAUAUAUAUAUAUAUAUAUAUAUAUAUGAUAUAAUAUCAAUAAAUUCCAUCAGUCCUAAACGCUCUGCCGAUUGGACGUUUUAGAGACUAGACAAUUUUGUUAGUAUAACCUAGAAAACAGUCCCUUUGAUAUAAAAUGAUGUAAUGCAGUAUUAAUACGCUAAGAGACAAGACAGAGAAUGUGGAUAUUAAGACGUAAUGAAUCACGAUCUACGAGUCGUGAUGCUUAGAGAACAAAACAAAGAAUGUAAUUUCGUUAAAAUUGAAAGUUCAAUUAAGAAUCGUUUUGAAUCAUUGAUUCAUGAGGAUUUUUCAAAAAUGUACGUAUCGUACCGAUUAUGGAAUUACGAAUCAAUGAUAUCAUGAGACAACGUAGAGAAAUGGAUAAAUUACAUUAAAUAUCUAUUUGUAUAUAAUUAUCUGCUCGUGAUAAUAAUAAAA
Cephus cinctus (wheat stem sawfly) is the source of this 2784-nucleotide messenger RNA. Its product is annotated as retinal homeobox protein Rx1. The transcript is spliced from 5 exons. Gene Ontology annotation, molecular function: RNA polymerase II cis-regulatory region sequence-specific DNA binding; DNA-binding transcription factor activity, RNA polymerase II-specific. Lineage: Eukaryota; Metazoa; Arthropoda; Insecta; Hymenoptera; Cephidae. The record is from RefSeq and is a predicted model, not a curated record. Gene Ontology annotation, biological process: positive regulation of transcription by RNA polymerase II. The coding region runs from base 483 to 1337 and encodes 284 amino acids.